Messenger RNA from Olea europaea var. sylvestris, 393 nucleotides. RefSeq names its product aquaporin PIP2-5-like. NCBI's taxonomy places the organism in Eukaryota, Viridiplantae, Streptophyta, Magnoliopsida, Lamiales, Oleaceae. The transcript is spliced from 3 exons. The coding region runs from base 1 to 393 and encodes 130 amino acids. The record is from RefSeq and is a predicted model, not a curated record.
AUGCCUAGGGUUGGUAGGGAAGGCAACGGGACGGGCUCCCCCUGCCCCAUUGGGCAUUUUCCCUUUCCUAUACAUUCCAUCACCCGUUUACGGUGGGGCGGGGUGACAGAGCCGGUCCUGUGUUUGAUGAGCCCUGAUGCGAACGAUGAAAAUACCCCCCGACGACAAAAUUUAAAGUGGAUAUUCUGGGUAGGACCCUUCAUUGGUGCAGCCAUGGCAGCCUUGUACCACCAGUGUAUUUUGAGAGCUAAAGCCUUUCGUUCAUAUAGAAGCAGCUCCCGAUCGAGUAAUCGUACUGUGGGUGUCUUUGUUCAUGGAGACGUAGAAAUAGUUAUUCAAGAUUCAUUACGUGUUAACUGGCUAUUAUGGCCAUGUGGGCGACUUCGGGUCUGA